AUGACAGACUACAAUUAUUAAUUCUAUUUCUAAGAUGAGGAGGAGGAAGAAUAAAAAGAUUAGCUAAUUAACGAAAUAGCGAAAGCUAGCGAGAGUAAAUAAAUCUAAAAAAAAAAGAGAACCUAUAAAACUAGAGUUAACAAAAGAGCUUUAGAGCUAUAACAGAAGCAACGUGACUUGUAAAGAGCUAAAUAGCUCAUAGCGACUCUAUGCAAAGUUCCUUCUGGAGAAUAUAAAUAUUUUAUUCGUGGUGACUUACUUGUAGAUUUUGAUUUUUUAACUGAUAAAGUACCCUACAAGCAAGCAUUUUUCAGCCUGAACGAUUACAAACCUGCGAAAGAGGUUUUGUUCAAUAAAUUGGAUAACUAUUAUGAAAUUCAUUUUGAUUAGGGAUAAGAGCAGAUUUAGAAUUUUAAUUUCAUAAUAGAAAUGCUAAACAGUCUUGGAAACAAUCGAAUUCAUCACCUCGCAACAGUACUUGAAAAUUAUCUCAAUGCUCUCUCUAUGCUAGACAAAUUUAGAGACAGCAAAUCUCUUUCUUAGUUAUUAGACAAUGAUAUUAUGUUAGAAGAAGAUAAUAGUUAUUCAAAUUGGAACUUCGAUUGUAGUUUACAAAAAGCGAAUUUACUUCUAAAAGAAAAACUUUAAGAUCCAGACAACUUUUUUUAUAUUAUCAGCAAAGGACACAAAGAUUAUUCAGAAUUAGUAAUUUAUGCAAUAAACAAUACAGCUCUUAAGAUGAUUUUAGGAAAUAUAGAUCACGAAUCGACUGUAAAAAUCCUCUUACAAAAUGGUAUGAUCAUCAUGAGUUAGGAUUUUACAGAUGUGCUUCAAUUUAAAAUAUUUGAAACCAUGUCUAAUCUGGGCUAAAAUUAAGAACCAGAACAAAUUACCUAUUCACGAAAAGUGCCAAAUAUCACAAUCAACAACCUCAAGCUAGAUAUUAACUUCACCUAUGAAAAAUACAGAUUAAGCAAUUAUAAAGAUAAAUUUAAUGACAGCAUCAUAUUUGCCAAGAUAAACAGUUAAGAAAGGCAAAAUCUGAUGAAUUAGUUAUUCUUCUAAAAACUUGUCUCUGACACUAGUGUUUCUGAAGAAAAGCUCCUCCUUUCUGAUAUAACUUAUCAAGCCCAAAGUGAGUAUUUCAUGGAAAAAUUCUACACUGAAAAUCAUUAAAAUCAAAAUUUGAGCGAAAGUAUCAGCUGA
Messenger RNA from Tetrahymena thermophila SB210, 1206 nucleotides. RefSeq lists its product as hypothetical. The record is from RefSeq and is a predicted model, not a curated record. NCBI's taxonomy places the organism in Eukaryota, Ciliophora, Oligohymenophorea, Hymenostomatida, Tetrahymenidae. The transcript has a single exon.